CAAGGUCAAUUAACCCGUCGAAAAGGAAGGGAGAGAAACCCUGGUGUACUGUGCGAGCUGAGUGAAACCCUCUCACUUUGACUUGAGCCACCAAGGAUUUUCCGACAUCAUGGCCAAAGUCAUCUUCACCCCGUGGAAGGAGCAAUCCCAAUUGCUGGUGGUGCGGAAUCAAUUCUACCCUCCGCCGCUAUACGAUGGGCCCGACAUGCGAUCCAGGGCCUGCGCCACAGUUAGCGCAUGGAAGUUGCGAGGCAACCUCCCCCAUCCCGUCGAGGCGACCGCCUUGUUAACGGAUGCGAUUCUCCAUGAUGACGCGCAGAAGAACUCCAUCUUCUCUAUUCGCGCGACCUAUGCGGCUGCUUUUUGUCGCUUCGUGACGGGCCUCGUCGACUCCAAGCUCGGCGGUGUCCGCCGGACCAUGUUCCAGCGCGCCCUGGACCUGGGGCUCCCGGCCUCGUUCGUGGAGCUGCGGCACGAGGCCACGCACCGCGAGCUCCCGUCGCUGACGGUGCUGCGCAACGCGUCGCAGCGGUCCCUGGAGUGGCUGUGGGAUUAUUACUGGGCCAAGACCGAGGCGUCUGUUCCGGGUUUGGGGGUGGCCGAGCCAGAAGAAGAGGAGGAGGAGGAGGAGGAGGAAGCUGAUCUCGAACCGCUCAAGUCGGCGUUUCGGGACACUCUGGAGCAGAUUGUAGCCGACGGGGAGCAGCAGCAACCUCCGCGGAAGAAACGCAAGGUCCAGCAACAUUUGAAUGCCGUUGCCGGUGAGGUGGUGUCGACGUGUCGGUCGUCGGGCCGCGGGAUCGCCGCUUUAGCGAGCGUGCUGGUGCAGGAGUCGUUGUUGGUUCCGGGAGGGAGGAGGAUGGGAGAGGCAAUGGCUGCUCAGUUCGACAGAUGGGAUCCGUUAUUGCAGAUGGUUGCAGAUGCGCAGCCUACGUUUCUGUCGAGUCUGACGGAGGAGCUGGCGAAUGCGCUGGCGUUCACGACGCGGCCGGAUCAGGCGAAGACGGAUCCCCGCUGUGAGGGUGCCUAUUUGUGGCUGGACCACAUCUUGGGGUCGGCGCAGUGGGAGUCGCGGAGACGGCUGGUCUCGUAUGCGUAUAUGCUGGCGGUGUGUGAGCAGGUUGCGAACCAUUGGACGGAUCUGCUGAAGGAGAGCCUGGCGGAGAGACAGGACGAGGCGGCGACGUCGGUUGAUGGCGAGGGUUCAGGGCGCACGACGAGGUCUGCUGCAGCGACGCGGAAAGUGGUGCACAACCAGGAUGUUUUGUACUCGUUGAAGAGGUUAGGGAUUGAGAAUACUGAGAUACGUGAUCAGGGAUCCCGUCCUUCCACGUUCAUUGCACCCCCCUCCUCCAGAGCCAUGCAUAUCCAAUCGAUUCCGAUGUGGACCGGGAAGGGCAACAACUAUGCCUACCUGGUCACCGACGAGCCCACCAAGCAGUCGGUCAUCAUCGACCCGGCCAAUCCGCCCGAGGUGACCCCCGAACUAGAAUCGCAGAUCAAAGCCGGCAAGAUCGACCUCACGGCGAUCGUCAACACUCACCACCACUGGGACCACGCCGGCGGCAACAACGAGCUGCUCAAAACCUUCGGCAAGCUGCCCGUCAUCGGCGGCAAGGACUGCCAGUCCGUGACGCAGACGCCCGCGCACGGCGAGACCUUCCGCAUCGGCGAGCGCAUCGCCGUGACGGCCCUGCACACGCCCUGUCACACGCAGGAUAGCAUCUGCUAUUUCAUGCAGGACGGGGAGCAGAAGGUCGUGUUUACGGGGGAUACGUUGUUCAUUGGGGGAUGUGGUCGGUUCUUUGAGGGAACGGCCCCGGAGAUGCAUAAGGCGUUGAAUGAGACGCUGGCGGCUUUGCCGGAUGAUACGAAGGUUUAUCCGGGACAUGAAUACACCAAGGCCAACGUCAAGUUCUGUCUGGCGGUGUCGCAGUCCGAGCCGAUCAAGCGACUGGAGGCGUUUGCGGAGGCGAAUCAGGAGACGCAGGGGAAGUUUACGAUUGGGGAUGAGAAGCUGCACAAUGUUUUCAUGCGCGUCAAUGAACCCGAGAUCCAGAAGAAGACUGGCAAGACGGACCCGGUGGAGGUGAUGGCGGCGUUGCGGGAGAUGAAGAAUGCUAUGUAAGGUGGUGGUGUGUCUGAGUGCGGUGUAUCAGUAUAUCCUAGGAAAAGGGAUGGGCGAUGUAUAACGGUGACGGAUGUAGCGUAUGGUUGACAGGUGGGGAGUGGACGCAUUGGACUGUUUCAUACUAGUAACUAUUCUCAAGACUGCUUGCUGUCACUCUGGC
This is a messenger RNA of Aspergillus japonicus CBS 114.51, 2291 nucleotides long. RefSeq names its product glyoxylase. Lineage: Eukaryota; Fungi; Ascomycota; Eurotiomycetes; Eurotiales; Aspergillaceae. The record is from RefSeq and is a predicted model, not a curated record. The transcript has 15 exons. Gene Ontology annotation, cellular component: Las1 complex. Gene Ontology annotation, molecular function: endonuclease activity; hydroxyacylglutathione hydrolase activity. Gene Ontology annotation, biological process: rRNA processing. Bases 110 to 2128 code for a protein of 672 amino acids.